Molecule: messenger RNA, 817 nt
Organism: Metschnikowia bicuspidata var. bicuspidata NRRL YB-4993
Lineage: Eukaryota; Fungi; Ascomycota; Pichiomycetes; Serinales; Metschnikowiaceae
Exons: 2
Coding region: 204-707 (167 amino acids)
Source: RefSeq, a predicted model, not a curated record
UGACGGCGUCGAUACGGGCCUGUUCUUUCGAGGAAUCAGGCCCGGAAGCUUCCCUUGGACACUCCACGUCCCACUCCACAUUCGCUUUGUGAGAAUGAUGACCACAUCUGCCAAGACACUAGCCACUUGGACUUUCAUCCGCUUGGAUUUUUGCUUGUGUCAAAUUGUCGUGACGGGUGCUUGGUGGCGGCACGCGUCGUGGAAUGUGUUUUGGGAAUCCUGGGAGUGUGUUCUGGGAAUUCCGGGAAUGUGUUCUGGGAAUUCCGGGAAUGUGUUCUGGGAAUCCUGGGAAUGUGUUCUGGGAAUCCUGGGAGUGUGUUCUGGGAAGCCUGGGAAAUGUGUUCUGGGAAUCCUGGGAGUGUGUUCUGGGAAGCCUGGGAGUGUGUUCUGGGAAUCCUGGGAAUGUGUUCUGGGAAUCCUGGGAAUGUGUUCUGGGAAUCCUGGGAGUGUGUUCUGGGAAGCCUGGGAGUGUGUUCUGGGAAUGUCUUUUGAGAAUGUCUUCUAGGAAUGUGUUCUGGGAAUCCUGGGAGUGUGUUCUGGGAAUUCCGGGAAUGUGUUCUGGGAAUCCUGGGAAUGUCUUCUGGGUACUCUGGGCUCAUGCUUCUGGUGUGGCAUACUCUACUGUGGCUGAUUUCAUACACAAUGUCCGUAACGAACUCACUCCCAAGCAGAUCUGGUCGACUGUGCAGAUAUAUGUACGCUCUUAAAGGAUGAUACCUUGGCUCUUACGGUACAAAUCAUGAGUGCUAAGAUUCUACUCAACUUGGUGAAGAGAAUCAUGAGAUUGCCCAGUAAGCUUGAAGACAGGCAUUUGUUC